AACAGACAGAUCGCAUAUCAAAAGAAGGGUAUUGGUGCAAGGAGCGAGACUAGAUCCGCCGCUGCCGAUGGCAGCGUGAAAGUACGUCGUUUCCAAGGACGAUCUUUGGAUGCAUGGGUGCGGAAGCAAAAUGAGAGCCUUUCAGCGAUCAGCGAUGACGAAGCGGAUCGACCAAGUCGAGCUUCUCGACAAAAUACACUCAGCAGGAGAGAAUCUCUCGAUAGUGCAGCUACUCUUGACUUACGAGCCGGAGGUGGAUGCCAAAGAUGAAAGUGGAUGGACACCAUUGAUGAUCGCAGGUGAAUCUCCCGAGUUGUGUCCCAGCUUUUCCCGCCCGAAGGUUCACGAAGCUAAUCUCGACUCGCUCUUUGAUGCAGUAUCGGCCGGACAACCUGAUGUGGUACAUACGCUGGUCGAAGCUGGAGCCAAGGUAGACGAGGAGAAUGCGAAGGGUCAGACACCGUUAUUCUAUGCGGCUAGCAAAAACCACCUUUCGAUCGGUCGGUAUCUGAUCAAUAAGGGAGCCGAUAUCAACCACAAGGAUAGGGCUUCACAAGUACCGUUACACCGGGCUGCUACCACUGGCUCUGUCUCGCUACUACAGCUUCUGCUGAAUCCGCCCGAAGGGCGACCCAAGACUCGAUUGAACGGUAUGGACCGAGCAGGAAAUACUGCUCUACAUCUCGCCAUGGAGUCUGGUCACGGGGAAGCUGCCAUCACGUUGAUCGAAGCCGGAGCAGAUAGGGAAAGGACGAACUCUGAUGGUCAGACACCCGAAGAGAUCGAAGGGGUUGGAGAGCGCGAGCAGAAAAAGGUUCGCGACUAUGUAGUCAGUAGAGUAGGGCCCAGGAUUGAGUAGUGCACAAGCUUGUGAUUGCUACCCCCGAUGGUAUCAUGUGGGAUCCUUUACGAGUACAGGAGCGACCCAGCCAAAGAGCUUGUGAUACAGCGCUGUUGUUUCGGGUCAAGCCAAACUCUAACAAGGACUCGAAUGUGUCGGUUAAAUACGGGACCUUCUUACGAAUAGUACCGGGAUCCGCGAAGACGCCACAGGCCGUAGGACUUGCGUGCAGCCUUUGAUGUAACUCCCAGAGAAACUCUAUCAAGGCGAUAUCCGAAGGUAGACGAUCCGAAGGUUUGGGCGCUAAAAUUCCUCGCGAG
Molecule: messenger RNA, 1161 nt
Organism: Filobasidium floriforme
Lineage: Eukaryota; Fungi; Basidiomycota; Tremellomycetes; Filobasidiales; Filobasidiaceae
Product: putative proteolysis and peptidolysis-related protein
Exons: 8
Coding region: 110-859 (249 amino acids)
Molecular function (GO): protein binding
Source: RefSeq, a predicted model, not a curated record